Molecule: messenger RNA, 525 nt
Organism: Dermacentor andersoni
Lineage: Eukaryota; Metazoa; Arthropoda; Arachnida; Ixodida; Ixodidae
Source: RefSeq, a predicted model, not a curated record
AUGGGGCUACGGCACCUCAUAGCGGGGCCCACGCUGCUGGUCAGCGUGGCUCUACUAUCUGCCUUUUGUUUAUCCACAGUCCUAUCAGGUUGCUACUUCAUGCUGAAGCACUACGAGAACGGCGAGCAGAUCGAGACGAACGAGGCGUGCCUGAACUGCACGUGCGUGAGCAGCAUGCUCAUGUGCUACCUGCGCGUCUGUCCCUACGUCAAGCAGCUGGGCGACGACUGCACGGUGACCAAGCGGCCCGGCGAGUGCUGCCCGGACAUCGCCUGCCCGGCCGGUACGUCCGCCGAGCGGCCAGACACUUUGGGGGCGCAUGGUACGGACCACGAGCACGUAUCUUCUUCGACUAACCUAGGUGGAUCCCCACCCACCCCCGACCUCUUCCCUUGCACGCACGAAACCCCUGAGAGCGGUGGCAAAAAGGCGGACAGCCGUCCCUCCCCACCCCCCUCCAAAUUACCCAUUUUCCCCACUUUCUCCCCCUCGGCACCCAGCACCUUCUUGCACCUGGGGGAGUAG